Molecule: messenger RNA, 728 nt
Organism: Trametes versicolor FP-101664 SS1
Lineage: Eukaryota; Fungi; Basidiomycota; Agaricomycetes; Polyporales; Polyporaceae
Exons: 4
Coding region: 27-359 (110 amino acids)
Source: RefSeq, a predicted model, not a curated record
CUCACUGCGGCUUCCUUCGUUCCAUAAUGUCGUUUCUGGUGGGAACUGCCUCUGGUGCCCUGGUGGCGGGUGGCGUGUACUACGGCCUCUCCUCCAUGAUAUCGACGAGGGCGGAGCAGCAUCGUUUUGACUUGCACCACUUAUCGGAGCGCCUGGUGAACGCGUCGUCCGAUAUACCAGCACCUACUCCCGCAGCAGCGCGGAUACCCCAACGACACUUCGUAUCCAUGCUCCAGAAUAGCUGGAACAGCCAGGUCGAGGCGCUCUUCCGACACUCCGGAGACCUAGACCAGCGAGUUGUAGAUUGGGCGCGGAAGACGUUGUACGGUGGAGAAGCCGACCGGGCAAAGCCAGAGUAACCUUCGCCGCUGCACGCCGUUACCGCCUACCUGGGUAUAGACCAUAUCCUAUGCCCGCAAUGCCCGCACUUCGUGUAGCCCGAGGCCGUUCAAGCUGAUUGUGAGCGGGUAUCUAUGUUUUCGUGGUGUCCUGAGACUACUUGCCAGCGUUCGGUUACACCGGCCACCUGUUGAUGGAUCCGCAUGGUACGGUGUGCAAUACACCCACCACCGUUAGGCUUCCCGCAAGAUUGCGCCCGUACAAACAGACAAUAUGCUGGAGCGGCAAUCUUGAACACGAAGCUAUCCCUCCGGGGGAUUGUGCUGACGUCGCGCUCCCGAUGGCCGUCAAAUAUGUCGUUGGCGCAUCUACACUCCGUUCCACUCGCA